Messenger RNA from Xenia sp. Carnegie-2017, 1154 nucleotides. RefSeq lists its product as uncharacterized. NCBI's taxonomy places the organism in Eukaryota, Metazoa, Cnidaria, Anthozoa, Malacalcyonacea, Xeniidae. The record is from RefSeq and is a predicted model, not a curated record. The coding region runs from base 275 to 838 and encodes 187 amino acids. The transcript has 2 exons.
GUUAAGUUCACAGAAAUUAAAUUUUGGGUUAAAAAACUAUAUUAAUGUCAGUCAUCGACUGCCAUUCGCCAGAAGAAUACAAAAAUAUUUGACAACACUUUAUUUUGACAAAACUCCUAUCUUUGAAUUCCCAUUUACCUAUGCGAGGUCAGAUUUACAUACGUGAACUUCAGAAGAAAUUUCAAUCUUGUUCUUGUAGAUAAAGAAGCCAUAUUAUUUUCAUAAUGAAUGGGCUCUUGUCGCACGAUUCUCCAACAAUGAUGCCAAACACUGGAUGAUGAAUGCAACGUUUUGGUAUGAUGUAAUAGUUCCGUUUGGGGAAAUAAAUAAUCCCGUGUCGAAUAAAGAUAUGAUUUCUGAAGCAUUUUGGAAUUUAAAAGGGAAAGAGUUCAAAUUGAGCAGAAGUGAUGAUGUUAAUCAUGAAGCACUAUUGCAAACUACAUCCAAUUGUCUCCAAGGUGAGUCUUUUCGAUCUAAAUUAACAAGUUACGGUAAUUGGAGAAAUGGAAAAGUUUGGAACAGUAAUGCUUGUCGUGGAAGUUGUCCAGUUGUUUAUGGAGGUCAGUACAAAACCACAGCCGGAUUUGAACAGAAUAACUGCAGCAGCAACAUUCAAAACAGACGUUAUGUUGGAUUUUGGUGUGAUUGGAGUUCAGGUGAUGGUGCUGUCUUGAUGAUUGGUGGUGGAGGGUCAAGCUGUAGCAGAGCUGAUCAUGGAAUUGGGAUCACUGAGGAGAAUUCAGCAAGAUUUGGCGGAACAUUACCCCAUUAUGAUUUUGGAAAAAAUGCAGAUUACAUUCCUCCUUCACAUUAUUCUCUUAAUCUGUGGGUACGAUAAUGCGCCAGUCCACAGCUAAUGCAAUUUUUAAAUAUUUUAACUUUAAUUUUAAUUUUAAAACAGCAUUCGACACAUUUUUAGAGACAGUAACGACGCACUUUGAACAAACGUUCAUUUCCAAACAUUGCACCAUAUGAGUUCGUUUGCUUGGUUUUCGUACUUCCACUUCAUAGUCACUGAGUUCGUUUGCUUGGUUUCCGUACUUCUAAUUCAUAGUCCACACGCGCUGUAAAUAUAUAUGUGUAAUGCAUACUAUUGUAAUAUAUCAUUCCAUCUGAGGAUGGAUUUGAAAUAAAGUCAAAAAUUCACAGUUUCA